Messenger RNA from Elgaria multicarinata webbii, 1659 nucleotides. RefSeq names its product copine family member 9 (gene CPNE9). The record is from RefSeq and is a predicted model, not a curated record. Gene Ontology annotation, biological process: cellular response to calcium ion. Lineage: Eukaryota; Metazoa; Chordata; Lepidosauria; Squamata; Anguidae. The transcript is spliced from 14 exons. Bases 77 to 1252 code for a protein of 391 amino acids. Gene Ontology annotation, cellular component: plasma membrane. Gene Ontology annotation, molecular function: calcium-dependent phospholipid binding.
AUGAAUUCUCAUUUGCUAAGAGCCCUCCGUCUGGAAGCACCUCAAUACAUAACUGUGUAAUAAUGACAUCAUCACCAUGCAGCUGUGUGCCAACAAGCUCGACAAGAAGGAUUUCUUCGGCAAAUCUGACCCCUUCCUUGUUUUCUACCGCAGCAACGAGGAUGGCACGUUCACCAUCUGCCACAAGACAGAGGUAGUGAAGAACAAUCUGAAUCCAGUAUGGCAGCCAUUCUCCAUUCCUGUGCGCGCCCUGUGCAAUGGAGACUACGACAGGACAGUGAAAAUCGAUGUCUAUGACUGGGACAGGGAUGGCAGCCAUGAUUUCAUCGGGGAGUUUGCCACAAGCUACAGGGAACUCUCUCGUGCCCAGAGCCAGUUCACAGUCUAUGAGGUUUCUAAUCCUAGGAAGAAAUGCAAGAAAAAGAAAUACAUCAACUCGGGGACUGUAACUCUUCUGUCGUUUGCAGUGCAAUCGGAAUUCACCUUUGUGGAUUACAUUCGAGGCGGGACACAGCUGAAUUUCACAGUCGCCAUUGAUUUCACAGCCUCCAACGGGACUCCCUCACAGCCCACCUCCCUCCAUUACAUGAGCCCGUAUCAGCUCAGCUCCUACGCCAUGGCGCUGAAGGCGGUUGGCGAAAUCAUCCAGGAUUACGACAGCGACAAGCUUUUCCCUGCCUAUGGCUUCGGAGCCAAGGUCCCGCCAGACGGCAAGGUCUCCCACCAGUUCCCUUUGAACCACAACCCAGACAACCCCAGCUGCGAGGGCAUCGAGGGAGUGCUGGAAUCCUAUUUCCAAAGCUUGCGUACGGUGCAGCUGUAUGGACCCACCAACUUUGCACCUGUCAUUAACCAGGUCGCCCGUUUGGCUGCCGAGGUUACCGACGGGUCCCAAUAUUAUGUCCUUCUCAUCGUCACGGAUGGCGUCAUCUCCGACAUGCUGCAAACCAAGGAAGCGAUUGUCAGCGCCUCUUCUUUGCCUAUGUCCAUCAUCAUCGUGGGAGUAGGCCCUGCUGAAUUUGGGGCAAUGGAAGAGCUGGAUGGAGACGAAGUGCGGGUCUCCUCCAGGGGGCGCUAUGCUGAGAGGGACAUUGUACAGUUUGUGCCCUUCCGGGACUACGUGGAUCAUUCGGGGAACCACGUGUUGAGCAUGGCACGCUUGGCGAAGGAUGUCUUAGCCGAAAUCCCUGAGCAACUCCUCUCCUACAUGAAGACCCGCGACAUCAAGCCCCUUUCUGCUAGUCCACAGUAGCUCCAACCUCGGUGCAGCCUGAGCCAAUCAGAUUAUUUCUGCUCCGGCCGGGACUGGGAUGAUUUCUACCAACUGGGAAACAUUGACGGUUCCCACUCUUUCCUUCGGAGCUGACUGGGUCAUGCAGGGUGGGGGUGGGAAAUCUCCCUGGGGAGGUGGGCAGGAUAUGAACUCCAUGCCUCAUAUACAGGCCAAGACACCAGCACAACAGCAUGAAGCCACCCAGAAUCUCAAAGGGAUGACCCCAGAGUCCAUCACCCAGCCCUGGCAAGGGGCAUGAGCCGGAAGGUAUUUCAGAAGACUCGCUGGGGCACCCUAGGGCAGUAUGUCCCACAGGCCAAAUUUGCUUAACAAGGCACCAUUUGGCUCUAUUUCUGCCUGGUUAUUGACAAUAAACUAUCCUUUGU